AUGACGGGUAUCGGGCUGAUUGCUACCCUGCUUGGGUUGCUCCUUGUGACACGUAGCGUGCACGCCGCAUUCGUUCCGAAAGCGUUAGCAAGGAGGGGUCUGGAUCAUCCCAGUGUCUACGCUCGUCUUUACGAGUUCACUGAAAUGGUGUCAGCCGCCAGCGAACUGCCAAUGAACGAAAGGAAUGCUGGGCAAGUUGAUUGGGACACGGUGUCUGCCGAGUUCGAGAGCGUCGAGGAGGAGCGUAGGAAGAAGGGCGACGGCGAGGAGAAGCACUCAUCAAGCGACUGGGAACAGGUGGGCACUGGGCCAAGAGGAUGA
Messenger RNA from Lecanosticta acicola, 321 nucleotides. The record is from the annotation of a GenBank genome assembly. NCBI's taxonomy places the organism in Eukaryota, Fungi, Ascomycota, Dothideomycetes, Mycosphaerellales, Mycosphaerellaceae.